AUGGAUCAUCCGAAUGGCCCGAUCCAUGGCCCGAAUGGACCACAUGAACCCAAUGGACCAAAUGGCAUGCCUCUCAUUCCACAGAGUGUACAGCCGAAGGCUCCGCAGGCAUGCGUAACAUGUAAAAAACAAAAAAGAAAGUGUGAUAAAGUACUCCCGCAUUGUGGUCUUUGCUCCAGAAUGCAGCGACACUGUGAUUAUACCGAACAGACUCCUGCUCCUACACACGAGGAUAUCAAUGCUUUACGCUUGAAGUUAAUCGAACUUGAAGCAAAGGUUAAUGGUGGAACUAUGCAUGCACCUGCCUAUGCUACACCUUCAGGAUCUAUGUCCAAUAAUGGCCCGGAAUACAUGCAACCACAAAUGACUACAUAUGCAGGUUCGCAAGAAAGUCCGUUCAAUAAUAUACAAAAUAGGUUUCCGGUUAUGGCUGUGCUCGACAAUGAAGUUUUCAGGAAUGAAGGUUUAUCUGUACCCAGACCUUCGGUGAACCCACCAGCAGAAGUCAACCACAUGUUAGCAAGUGGACCAUCUGUACCUACCGUCAUCCUAGAAUACUUCGGAACUGUUCACCACUGUCUUCCAAUAAUCUCUCAUAAGCGAUUGGAACGAACUCUCAGUACUCCUCCCUGGGAUGGUGGUGCAGACUUAUCUUUGCUCUUCCUCUGUAUGAAGCUCAUUACAUCCAAGCCAGUAGAUGGACAAGAAUGUGGUCAAAAUCCAAUGUACAUCGCAGCAAAGCGUUUCGUCGCAUUAUUGGAAGCUUCCGGAAUGGUAUCUUUGAUUUUAUUGCAAGCUAAUAUCCUUAUUACUCUCUUUGAGUAUGGACAAGCAAUAUAUCCUGCAGCAUGGAUGUCCGCUGGGUGGUGCUCACGAUACGCCAUCUUACUAGGCAUCAAUGGCUUUGACACCUCUCCUCAAUUGAUCGGUUCAGUUGAUACCUGGACCGAACAAGAAGAACGAUUUCGAUCCUGGUGGGGUGUUCUCAUACUUGAUAGGAUGGUCUCUAUAGGAAGUAAAAACCACCUAUUAACGACUCAAGAACCAAAAGAAGAAGAUCCAUUGCCUGUUGAUGAUGCUGCAUGGGAUAAUGGCGAUAUGACUCAAGCCAUUCAGAGAUAUGUAUCUACUUCGCUCACUGAAUCCGUAACACCAUUUGCUCGCCUCUGUCAAGGAUCUGUGUUGUUGGGAAAUGUUCUCCGCCACCAUUACACAGAGAAGAUUCCCUCGGAGACAGCCCGUUUUGAUAUCGCAUAUCAACUCUUUGAAAACUGUUCUGUUCUCGCUCGCAAGGUUAAUGAAGAAGCCAUUGCUUCUAGAGAUUAUAUUAUGUUAGCAACUCCACUCGCUAUUAUAUAUAGUGCAAUCAUUGCUCUCCUCGAUGUAUAUUCCUGCCCCGCCGAUAGAUCAUGUGGCGCGCCAUCAUCCUCCGAAAAAGGAGUCAUGAUGAAUCAAGCAAUCAAAGGCCUACAGGAUUUCUCACACAGCGUUGUUCAAUUUUCCGAGCGUGUCAACAACCAAGCACAGACACAACAAGAUCUUGAUAAAGUUAGUCCCUUGAUAAUGGAUUCUUUGUGGGCAGCAGGUCAACAUUAUAUGUGGGUUUGGAAAGAAAGUCGCGAUGCUCAAUCUCAGGAGGCGUUGGAAACUAUCAGAAAUUGUUUGAGAAGAUUUCAAACCAGAUGGAGAAAUGCGGCAGAAUAUUUGAGAAUUCUGGAUGGACAAGAGUUUGGGCAGUUUACUUCUGCACUGGGAAGUGCCAAUUAA
Molecule: messenger RNA, 1767 nt
Organism: Sclerotinia borealis F-4128
Lineage: Eukaryota; Fungi; Ascomycota; Leotiomycetes; Helotiales; Sclerotiniaceae
Source: the annotation of a GenBank genome assembly